Molecule: messenger RNA, 2112 nt
Organism: Aspergillus tanneri
Lineage: Eukaryota; Fungi; Ascomycota; Eurotiomycetes; Eurotiales; Aspergillaceae
Product: VPS9 domain-containing protein
Exons: 2
Coding region: 1-2112 (703 amino acids)
Biological process (GO): vesicle-mediated transport
Cellular component (GO): endocytic vesicle; cytosol
Molecular function (GO): small GTPase binding; guanyl-nucleotide exchange factor activity
Source: RefSeq, a predicted model, not a curated record
AUGGAUGCAUCGGACGUAAGCCCUUUCGCUCGCUCGAGAGCCAAAACGGUCCAGUCCGUGGCAAUAACAGAGACGGUCGAUUCCGAUGCACUUCCUCUGUCGAUGGAUGAAGAAGAUCAGGACUCGGGUCCAGACUUGUUUGAGAUAACAGGGUCGUCAGAGGCAGCGCCAGGUGAAGAAAGGGAACAGGAUGAGGAGGUCUCCGUGCUGUCACGGGGUAUUAAGGGACAGCCGGAAGAGCUGCCUAUUGAGUUGAUCAGCUUGACUGAGCGAUUUGUGAACUCCCUGAGCGCCAAAGUACAUUCCUCCCCUCCCACAGUAGAGAAGAUAUCCAACCUUUACCAAGACUUCUAUGUCAAAGCGGAGUCUCAUAUAGCUACGCAUAUAUCUGCUCUCGCUUCUCGAAUCAACCGUGAUCCUUCGCCGCAAGCUCCCAUUCAAGCCCCCCGCGGAAGUGCACAGUCGAAGUUGAACAACAAAGGAGCCGAAAGUGUUGUGCCCAGUCGGCAGAUGUUAACGGCUUCAGAAGUUGCAGAAAAAAGACAAGCACGAAAACUUCUCGCCUCUAAGCGCAUCGCUCUGGAAGAAGCUGUAGAACGGCGAGCAUGUGAGAGUAUCUAUGGUAAACUCUGGAGACAUAAAAGCACCCUCGACGAAGUACGGGAUGAGAAAUUACGCUCGAAAACAGCGGCUUUACUCCUAAUUGGAAUCAAUCUAAAAGACCUUGGAGUGGAUGUCGAUAUGACUACUAUCGGCGAAGAAAGACAAAAAGAAGUAGAUGAGGGUCUUUCCCUUGCCCGUGAUUGUCUCGCUAAGAUGAAUGAGGAGAAAUUUCCUCUAGGAAAGCUCCAUCACCUUGCGGCCAGCCACAAGGCAAUCGUUGAUGUUUUGACCAAACUGCUGCCCUCGUCUUCCUCCGCUGAUGAGAUUCUACCUACCUUGAUCUAUACACUUGUCACAUGCCCACCAGAGGGUAUCAACGUCAUAAGCAACCUCUUCUUCAUACAACGAUUCCGGUCGUCUAGUAAGAUUGACGGCGAAACCGCGUACUGCUUGACUAAUCUUGAAGCGGCAAUCAGCUUCCUAGAAAAUGUCGAACUAUCCGAACUUCGCUCGGAGGAUCUACCCGAAAGAGCAUCCCUUGACGGUCCACCGUCCCUUGAAGCGAUUGAGCCUCUUCCCAUCAGAACUGAGGCUCCUGUUUCCUCCGUUACAACCGGCGCUUCUGGUGAAUUCUCAAACCCAACUAGCAAGGAAGAUCCCUCCAACACUCUUCCCAGACCUCAACAGUCUGUGACAGCCCAACAACGUCUGAACAAUCUAUUCCAACCACCCUCAAAAGUCCUCGAGGCAGCUAAUGACGCUGUACGCAACACCGCUGACCAGGGCCUAAAAAAUAUCGGUGCAACACUUGAUAGCAGUUUUAAUUUUCUCUUCGGUCGCCUCAAAGAGCUGCAAUCAAGCCAGCCUCCUGGCAAAGAAGGCAGCAAUCCUGUCUUGCCAAAAACAUUAGCUGAAGCUCGACUUCUAGUUACCUCACCGGAUUCUACCGAAAGCAACUCAGGUGACGACAAUACCUUGCAGACUCCGAUUCCCACGGAUCGGCAUUCACUGAGGCGUAUGAGUUCAAAAGACGCUUUCUUAGGAUUAGUUACGGGGCAAAGGACCCCGCGUGACCGAAGCGUGGACAGCGCUAGGACUCAAGGCAGCUCCAAAAGAACCGGCCCCGGUGUAGAUUCUACGAAGAAUGAGCCAUCACCUGGCUUCUCUCAAGGAUCCACUGCAUCUCUACCUCCUACACCUUUAGAGUCCAUGCGGAACUUCGGGAACACACUCAACCCGCUCAAUCAUAUUCCAGGGAUGAUCAGAAGCUUUGGACGUCCGGGGCCUGACGGACCUGGGGGACUUUCAGUGCCUUCAGAGAAGACGAGAACAGUAUCGGCCUCACGCGAGGCCCCUUCUGCUAGCCCUGGGAAGAUUGACCCUCCGAUCCAGCGCUUUCUCGAGACUCAAAACGUCAACGAUCUGACGAUUAGAGACGUAUCCACAUUGCUUGAGGAUUAUAAACGAAUUGCUGCAUUGUUUUUAAAGCAGGACUCCAAUUCUAAAUGA